This is a messenger RNA of Hyposmocoma kahamanoa, 734 nucleotides long. Its product is annotated as coiled-coil domain-containing protein 12. Gene Ontology annotation, cellular component: post-mRNA release spliceosomal complex; U2-type spliceosomal complex. Lineage: Eukaryota; Metazoa; Arthropoda; Insecta; Lepidoptera; Cosmopterigidae. The transcript is spliced from 3 exons. The record is from RefSeq and is a predicted model, not a curated record. The coding region runs from base 1 to 483 and encodes 160 amino acids.
AUGGUUAUAAUGGAUACGCAAGAAAGUAUUGGCAGUUUAGAAGAACAGGCUCUUAAAAGGAAAGAGCGGCUUAAAAACCUCAAACGGAAGAAUCCGAGUGAGGAAAGUGCUUCUUCAAACACACCUAUAGAAGCUGUACCGCUACCAAAGCCCAAGUUUAGAAGUUACAAACCACAAGAUGAGGGUCUGCAAGAAGCCAAAUUGGAAGAUGCGCUACCUGUCUCUGUUGACGAGGAAGUCAAAGACUUGUUAGAAGCUGGCAAGGAAAAGGUGGUUCUACAAGACUUAGACAUAUCAAGUUUAGCACCUAGGAAACCAGACUGGGACCUUAAAAGGGAUGUAGCUAAAAAACUAGAGAAGCUAGAAAGGCGAACACAAAAGGCCAUAGCCGAGUUGAUUUGGGAGAGAUUGAAACAAGGUGCGGAGGAUAAUUUAGGAGCCAUGGUUACUAUGAAUGAAAACAGAUCUACUGAUGAUGAUUGAUUCAUAGCUUAAAAUAUAUUAAAGUGAUGAGCAUCCAAUUUAUAAUUAGUUGUUGAAGUGCACUACAGUGAUAAUUGUUAGUAAAGGCAUUUAUCUUUAAUAUAAUAUGAAUAUUAAUAUCACUUAAGUAUGUGGUGAUUUCUUUACAUACGUGUUACUUUUUGAGUACCUAAUUAAACUUUCUGUAAAAAGUUAAGUAUACAUUUUUCUCCAACAUGGAGUAAAAUGGUGGUUGCCAUGUUUCGUAAAAU